AUGGAAGUUCCAAUGGAUGAGCUUGUCAAGCAUCUCACUGGUGAGCAUGAGAAGCGGCGGAAGGUGGUUUCCAUCCUCGGGGUGGAAGGCCUUGGUAAGACUACUCUUGCCAAGGAGGUUUAUUCAAAGAUUCAAGGGAACUUUGAGUGCCGAGCUUUUGUUACUCUUGGCCGGAGACCAUCCAUUAGGGAGACUGUGCAGGAAAUACUUUGUCAAGUAAACCCCUCUGCAGAAAAGAAAAUAAACCUGAAGAUUGAUCCUAGGCAUGGAAGGGGCGCAGCCCCGGAUCUGAAAAAACUCCUCACUGAGCUUUGGAAGUACCUCGCCACAAAGAGGUAUUUCAUCUUAGUGGAUGGCUUAUGGAGCACACAGGCUUGGAAAAUUAUCAAUUCUGCUUUGCCCAACGAGAAUAAUGGAAGCAGGGUAUUGACAACAACAUGCAUCAGUGCUGUUGCUCAACGUUGUUCUGUACAUCCCAUGGAUAUCUAUCGGAUUGAGCCACUUAACGAGGAGAUGUCUGCAAGAUUAUACCUGAAAUUAAUUCGGCAAAAAGAAUGGCCGGCUGAUCAUGCUGAAGUAACCAAAAACAUGUUUAAAAUGUGUGGUGGCAUGCCAUUGGCCCUAGUUCUUGCAGCUGGCUUAUUAGCAGCAAAAUGCAAACAACUACCAGAGCCCGAGAUAUCUGUUGUCUCAUCAGUGGAGCAAUAUUCCAAAUCAGAUGGGAUUAUGAAGACACUGCAGAUGAGUUAUGAUGCUUUGUCUUUGCCUCUGAGGUCUUGCUUGUUGUACCUGAGUGUCUUUCGAGGAGGUUGCACCAUCAAGAAGGACCGUCUGAUACGAUUAUGGAUUGCUGAAAGACUUAUCCCUCGAAAAGAUGAUGAAAGAAGAGCUCAAGAAAUAAGAGGUGAUGGAGGAGAAGAAACGAGAGUUGAAGGAGGUGAAAUCAUAGGAUAUGAAGAAAAUGGAGGUAAAGAAACAGGAGACGAAAAAAGCUUGUGGGAGACAGGGCAGCUCUACUUCAAAGAGCUUAUCAUCAGGAGACUGAUUCAACCUGUGUUCAACUACAAUGAUGACCAGCCAGUGAGUUGCACCGUUCAUGGUGUGAUUCUUGAUUUCAUCAAUUCUUUGUCGAGCAAAGGUAACUUUGUUACAGUUGGUGGUGCUCAUUUGAGCACAGACAUGGUUCGGCGAUUCUCGCUAGACUGCUUUAACAACAAUGACGAAGACAGAGAUGCCACCUUGGCGUCAUUUGCUAUGCACUUAUCUAGAGUGCGAUCUAUGAUUGUUUUGGGUGAUAUUGAAGGGAUAGCUGGUCGUUCGGCCCUCACAUUAUCUGGAAAAAUCGAUGGGACUCCUGUUCUUCCAUCCUUCAAACUUUUAAGAGUACUUGAUCUGGAAGGUACUUAUCAUUUGAGAAGCCGCCAUCUUCAAGGCAUCGGGGGAUUGGUUCUGCUGAGAUACCUGGGGGCUGCAGAGACUGCAAUCGAUUCUUUACCAGAGGAAAUCGGAGAACUAGGGCAGCUGGAGACCCUGAAUUUGAGGAAGACAAAAAUGCUGAGCACUUUGCCUACUUCUAUAGCUAAGCAGAAAAUGUUGGCACAUCUGCUAAUUGACGGCACCGUCAAACUGCCUAGCGAAAUCCUGAAAAUGCAAGGAUUAGAAGAAGUAUCAACUGUUGGUGUCUACAGUAGCAGGUCAAUUGAUUCAGUGGCAGAGCUCUUGAGGAAGUCGGAGCGGCUGAGGGUCCUUGGCAUAAGAUUGGAUGGGUCACACUUAUCUAAUGAUAACGGGAGUGUCAGGACUUUCCUCAUGGAGGUUACAAGGAUGGCCUCUCUUGUCAGCGUUACCCACUUGGAUAUUGAAAUUGUUCGAUUAGAAGAUGAAGCUGUCCGUGCCCUGGGAGGUUUGCCUCAUCUAGUCCUUCUCAAGUUAGUUUCUUCAGGUGGCAUAAGAUUCAGCUCACAACUCAAAUGGAACCCAGAAGGCAGGUGCAAAGUCGGCGUGGACCAGGGCUUUAAGUGUGUGAAAGUAUUAUCGCUCAUAUGCCGAUCUGGUGGGACGGAGCUGGAGUUCACACCAGGAGCCAUGAAGGAGCUACAGAGGCUGACGCUCGACUUCAGCGCACGGGAAGCACUGUGUAUCUAUGGAAAUUUCAGUUUUGGCAUCGAGCAUCUCUCUUCCCUCACACGAGUCCAUGCCAUGAUUAGCUGCAAAUGUGCUGUAGCUUCGGAGGUGAAUACUGUGAAGGAUGCGAUACGAGAACAAGCAGGUAACUUGUCUAGCAAACCCACGAUCGAAUUUACCACAAUAAAUGAACACAUGAUAAUUCCUGAUCACAAAGCAAAGACAGCAGCAGUUUCCCCUAAAAUUUGGUUAAACGGGUGUAUCAACUUCAGACAAACUGCCUAG
Molecule: messenger RNA, 2409 nt
Organism: Triticum turgidum subsp. durum (durum wheat)
Lineage: Eukaryota; Viridiplantae; Streptophyta; Magnoliopsida; Poales; Poaceae
Source: the annotation of a GenBank genome assembly